Molecule: messenger RNA, 642 nt
Organism: Botrytis deweyae
Lineage: Eukaryota; Fungi; Ascomycota; Leotiomycetes; Helotiales; Sclerotiniaceae
Exons: 3
Coding region: 1-642 (213 amino acids)
Source: RefSeq, a predicted model, not a curated record
AUGAAGUUCUCAGUUAUCACUCUCCUCGCUUGCGCUGCUAUUGUACAAGGAGCUGCUCUCCCACAAGCAGCAGCCACAACUUCCGCUGACAUGCCACUCUCCACUGCCCCCAACAGUGUUGUUCCAGAUUCAAUUGAAAGCCACUUCAGUGGAGUAUUUGAUGGCUCUGGAUCAUUGGUGGCAAAGGUUGACGAUGAGCCCUCCCAAGCACUUCAAAAGCGCGUUGCGCCAGUCGUAGCUAUAGCUGGAAUCGCCGCCAUUAAGGGUAUCGCUAUCUUGACCAAGAUCGCCAUUGAGCUUGGUCAACAAACCCUUGGGAACCUUGGACAAUGGAAUGCCGUCCGUGAGAAAUUCACUCAAGCAACCACUGCCAACAUGUGGUCCAGAAACCCAGAUUACAACAAAUACCCCGGUGUCGUGUGCUACAACAAGGGAUACUCCGUCAGGAACCCUGCUGGUAUCGCCGGAAAAGUCAGCGCCAAGCUUUCUCUUGGUCUUCUCAACACUGAUUACGACUGCAUGUACAUAAGUGGAAACAACGCAUUCUAUACCCGAUCCGAGGGUGGAUAUAUCAACCUUUCUUACAGAUAUAACUCCCGCUGCACAUACGACGGAAAGACCGGUGAUUUGACCUGCAACUAG